Messenger RNA from Osmerus eperlanus (European smelt), 762 nucleotides. RefSeq names its product serum amyloid A (gene saa). Gene Ontology annotation, cellular component: extracellular region. The transcript has 4 exons. The record is from RefSeq and is a predicted model, not a curated record. The coding region runs from base 164 to 532 and encodes 122 amino acids. NCBI's taxonomy places the organism in Eukaryota, Metazoa, Chordata, Actinopteri, Osmeriformes, Osmeridae.
UUUGGCUCAUCAAGCACAAGGGCUGGAGCUGGAGAUUCACUUUUUCCAGUACAUCCCACUGUGGGAAGGUUUAUAAGGAUGAGCUGCACAGCCGUUUGACAGCAUCACCCUGAGACUUCACAGGAUUGACCAACGGACUGAGAAGCUCUAAGUAACCUACAAAAUGAAGCUACCUCUGGUUGGACUGGUUCUGGUUUUUGUGGUAGGGGCCCAUGCCCAAUGGUACAAGUUCCCUGGACAAGCAAUUGCUGGUGCCAAGGACAUGCGACGUGCUUACACUGACAUGAGGGAGGCUAACUGGAAGUACUCAGACAAGUACUUUCAUGCCCGGGGAAACCACGAUGCUGCGCAGAGAGGACCUGGAGGCAGGUUUGCAGCUAGUGUCAUCAGUAAUGUCCGGGAGAUGUUACCAGGGCAAAGCAGUGGGAAUAAUCGCGAGGACUCCAAAGCCGACCAGGAAGCGAAUCGCUGGGGCCGUAAUGGAGGUGACCUAUCCCGCUACCGACCCAAAGGACUCCCUGACAAGUACUGAAGCAGGUCGCCUGUCAGUACUGCAGCAGCAAGGUGGUAAAACUACACCCAUAGUUAGCUGCCGAGCAAAAUAUUCAGUUUCAGCUCAGGUAGCUGAGGGUGAACACAGCGUUCAGCAUUCUUGUAUCAUAUCUUCUUUUUUUGUUUCUGCUUCCACCUGGCCUCCAUGCCUUUUCUACUUCAUAAUAUGGAGGCUUGCUUUUAACAUUCAAUAAAACAUUUUUAACUCAA